CGUUGUGUUGUGCAUGUGAGCGCUGGGGGAAUAGAAUUAGAAGUAAAAGAAAGGAAGAAAUUGAGGUAUUGGCCUGUUAGCGGGACUGUGUCUCCCCUUCCAAAUUCCGAUUCCUUCGUAGCCGCCAUUGGUGUUCACUGCAUCUUCCUCUCCUUUUCCCAUUCCUUCUCUACCAACGACUUACCAGAUCUGCUCCUUUUCGCUCCAACAAUCAUUUCUCCCAUUCUGCCUAGGGUUUACACUUUCCUAUUUCUGCCGGCUCCUGUAUCAUCCUCCGUGUCAUGAAUUCGGCUCCGUUGGCACCACUCGCCGGUUUUCGCUGACGGAGAUUCGGAAUUCGGCUGCAAAAUGGUUCCAAUUUUGUUGUACAUCGUUGCUUUCCUUUGUACGUGCGGAGCUAUUGCGUUGUCCUUGCUUCACAUUUAUAAGCAUCUUCUCAAUUACACGGAGCCUACUUAUCAGCGGUUCAUUGUUCGUAUCGUUUUUAUGGUCCCGGUUUAUGCAUUGAUGUCAUUUUUGUCGCUUGUUCUACCGGUUGGUUCAAUCUAUUUUAAUUCAAUCCGGGAAAUCUAUGAAGCUUGGGUUAUUUAUAAUUUCCUAUCUCUAUGUCUUGAAUGGGUUGGUGGUCCUGGAGCAGUAGUCCUAAGCUUAACUGGACGGAUUCUGAAGCCAUCAUGGUUUCUGAUGACUUGUUGCUUGCCUCCAAUAGCACUUGAUGGGCGUUUUAUACGUAAAUGCAAGCAAGGGUGUUUGCAAUUUGUGAUUUUGAAGCCAAUUUUAGUUGUUGUUACUCUAGUACUUUAUGCAAAGGGGAAAUAUAAGGAUGGAAACUUCAGUCCAAACCAAUCAUACUUGUACCUUACAAUCAUCUAUACAUUCUCCUACACAAUGGCUCUGUAUGCUCUUGCUUUGUUUUAUGUGGCAUGCAAGGAUCUGCUUCAACCAUUCCACCCAGUCCCAAAGUUUAUUAUAAUAAAAUCUGUUGUAUUCCUGACUUAUUGGCAGGGUGUCUUAGUUUUCCUUGCUGCAAAGUCAGAAUACGUUAAGGAUGCAGAUGAAGCUGCUCUACUUCAAGAUUUUUUGAUUUGUGUUGAGAUGCUUGUUGCAGCUGUUGGGCAUUUUUAUGCAUUUCCAUACAAAGUGUAUGCUGGGGCUAACAUAGGUGGAUCCCGUGGGUUAACAGCUAGCCUUGCUCAUGCUUUGAAAUUAAAUGACUUCUACCAUGAUACCGUCCACCAGUUUGCACCGACAUACCAUGAUUAUGUUCUCUACAACCACGGUGAAAGCGGUGAAGAGGGAACUAGGAAGUAUAGGUCACGAACUUUUGUUCCAAUUGGCCCAGAAAUGGACACUGUGAGAAGAAAUAAGCAUUUGUUUGGAAACAAAUCAGCAGAUGACAUACAGCUCUCAAGCUUUUCUUCUAAUAGUAGCGCUGCCUCAAAUUCUGGUAUCAAUGCCGAAGUAUCCCAUUCUAGUGGAAUGAAAUCUUCCUUACUCGAGGAUGCGUCAAAUUCUUUAUCUGUGCCCUACGAUAUGACACUUAUUGACUUGGAUACACCCAGUUAUUCUGAAAAAGUUCCAGCAGCUGAUAAAGCUGAUACUCGGUGGUAAUGAACAUUCAGAGCCAAGUUAAUGGGAAAAUUGUCAUUGUUGAAGAGAAGAGAGAGUAAUAGGGGCAUCCUGCAUCCUUCUUUUCUAGGAGAGAAUUGAGUUAAGUGUGGUUUGUUUGAUUCCAGGAAAGCAUGUAAGCAGGUCUGGCGCUGAUCGCCUUGUCAAUGUUGCUUAAAAGCCCUAAUCUCUCCCAAGUCCCUACAAAACCAAUUUUUGGUAAUUGGUCUUCGUGUUGAUACUGUGAUUGUCUCCAUUGAUUGCGUAUCGUGUGCACAACGUAUAUACAGAAACAGAAAUAGUUGGCUUACUUCAAACAAAACAGACACUGGGUUGAGUGAAUUUGGAUUAUAACUAAACUAAUUGAUCGAUUGUUUUCUCCGCACCAUGAAUACAAAACACUGUUGGAUUUCCUA
Messenger RNA from Vigna angularis (adzuki bean), 2024 nucleotides. RefSeq lists its product as uncharacterized. The record is from RefSeq and is a predicted model, not a curated record. NCBI's taxonomy places the organism in Eukaryota, Viridiplantae, Streptophyta, Magnoliopsida, Fabales, Fabaceae. The coding region runs from base 349 to 1611 and encodes 420 amino acids. The transcript has 6 exons. Gene Ontology annotation, molecular function: transporter activity. Gene Ontology annotation, biological process: transport.